CACUGCCUGUGUUGAACUGAAGAAAUUUGAAGAAGCAAUCACUUGGUGCGAUAAGGGUUUAGCUAUUGACAAAAACAAUAGGAUCUUGUUGUCAUUAAGAUCUCAGUCUGUCAGUGAAGUGGGAGAUAAGUCCAUGGAGGAAAAAGAUCCUAUUAGUCAUGACCACGGUAGUGCAAGUUCAGGUGAUGUCAAGAAAGUCAUAGACUUCAAUAAUCAGGGAGACAAGCAUGGGAAGGGUAACUAUUAUGGCAAUCUUGGCGAUUUGUAUCUGAUACAUAGUGAUCUCAAAAAAGCAAUAGAGUGCUACAACCAAGAUCUUAAAAUAGCGAAAGAUAUAGGUGACAAGCAAGGGGAGGGUUUUUUUUUAAGUAAGCUUGGAAUUGCUUAUCACGAAACGGGUGAUUUUAAAAAAUCCGUAGAGUGCCACAACCUACAUCUUAAAAUAGCUAAAGAAGUAGGAGACAAGCAUGGGGAGGGUAACGCUUAUGGCAAUCUUGGCAAUGCUUAUGACAGUCUGGGUGAUUACAAAAAAGCCAUUGAGUGCCACAACCUACAUCUUAAAGUAGCUAAAGAACUAGGAGACAAGCAUGGGGAGGGUGACGCUUAUGGCAAUCUUGGCAAUGCUUAUCAAAGUCUGGGUGAUUUCAAUAGAGCCAUAGAGUACUACAACCUAGAUCUUACAAUAACUAAAGAAGUAGGAGACGAGCAAGAGGAGGGUAGAGCUUUUGGCAAUCUUGGCAUUGUUUAUGAAAGUCUGGGUGAUUUCAAAAAAGCCAUAGAGUACCACAACUUAGAUCUUAAAAUAGCUAAAGAAGUAGGAGACAAGCAUGGGGAGGGUGGUGCUUAUGGCAAUCUUGGCAAUGCUUAUAAAGGUCUGGGAGAUUUUAAAAAAGCCAUAGAGUACCACAACUUAGAUCUUAAAAUAGCUAAAGAAGUAGGAGACAAGCAUGGGGAAGGUUGCGCUUAUGGCAAUCUUGGCAAUGCUUAUUACGGUGUGGGAGAUUUUAAAAAAGCCAUAGAGUACCACAACCUACAUCUUAAAAUAGCUAAAGAAGUAGGAGACAAGCAUGGGGAGGGUAAGGCUUAUGGCAAUCUUGGCAAUGCUUAUCAAAGUCUGGGUGAUUUCAAUGGAGCCAUAGAGUACCACAACCUACAUCUUAAAAUAACUAAAGAAGUAGGAGACAAGCAUGGGGAGGGUCACGCUUAUGGCAAUCUUGGCAAUGCUUAUCACAGUCUGGGUGAUUUAAAAAAAACCAUAGAGUACCACAACCUACAUCUUACAAUAGCUAAAGAAGUAGGAGACAAGCAUGGGGAGGGUCACGCUUAUGGUAAUCUUGGCAUUGCUUAUCAAAGUCAGGGUGAAUUCAAAAAAGCCUUAGAGUACCACAACCUACAUCUUAAAAUAGCUCAAGAAGUAGGAGACAAGCAUGCGGAGGGUAAUACUUAUGGCAAUCUUGGCAAUACUUAUCACGGUCUGGGUGAAUUAAAAAAAGCCAUAGAGUACCACAACCUAAAUCUUAAAAUAGUUAAAGAAAUAGGAGACAAGCAUGGGGAGGCUAGUGCUUAUGGCAAUCUUGGUAAUGCUUAUCGAUAUCUGGGAGAUUUGAAAAAGGCCAACGAGUUAUACUGCCUAUUGCUCAAACUUGCCAAAGAGGUCGAAGACCAAUCCUUAGAGGCCCUCGCCUACUAUCUUUUAGGAUGUGUUUUUGAGGCGCAGGGUGGACUGCCAAAAGCCGUUGAACAUUUCCGAGCGAGCGUAAAGUUAUACAAUUCAUUGAGAGUACUUCUUAAGUCUAAAGAUGAGUGGAAAGUUAAUUUUCGAAAUAAGCACCAAAAUGCGUAUUCGGGUUUGUGUAGCGUUCUCGUAAAACAAGGUAAUAUAGAUGAGGCCUUAUUUGCUGCUGAGAAAGGACGAGCUCAAGCUCUGACCGACCUCAUGGAAUCCAGUUUUUGGGGUAGAACAGGGCAGCACAAGGGAAGCGAUGAAGAUUUAGCAGAUUUAAAAAACGUUCCAUCAGACAUUAUCUUUCAGGUAGUGGACGAAGCUGACGUCAAUCUUUGGUUUGUUUCCGAAGGAAAACAAGUUCAGUUAAGACAAAGUAACCUCACUGAUUCUGUUUCAGAGAAUAGUGGAGCUAGGCAAUCCUUUGAGUCGUUCAUACACGGUGUCUAUACACAAAUUGGUGUUCGUUCCAAUGUGAGAUGCGAGAAUCGAUCUUUGGAUGCUUUGAGGGAGAGCCGUUCAAAAGUGGAUGUGAAAACUAAAGAAGACAACCCUCACCCUCCCAUCCAACAAGACGAACGCGGCCUAAGCACUUUGUAUGAUACCCUCAUGAAGCCGGUGGCUGACCUGGUUAAAGGGGAUGAGCUACUCAUUAUUCCCGAUGGAUCCUUGUGGCUCGCUCCUUACGCUGCAUUGAAGGAUGGUAAUUCUAAAUACCUGUGUGAAUCGUUCAGAAUCCGACUCGCUCCAUCGUUAACAAGUCUUAGACUCAUUUCCGAUUGCCCAGAUGAUUAUCACAAAAGCAGUGGUGCGUUACUUGUAGGAGAACCGUGUUUAGCCGAGGUUACUAAUAGGAAGGGAAAGAAAAUUUUUUUUGCGCCGCUUCCGUGUGCUAAAGAAGAAGUAGAAAUGAUCGGAAAAAUUCUGAAUAUCACGCCAAUCACUGGCAGACAGGCCACGAAACGUGAGGUGUUGAAAAGACUCAGUUCCGUUUCCUUAGUUCACUUUGCGGCACACGGAUGUCCGGAAACUGGCGAAAUUGCUCUUACACCUGACCUAGACCGAAUAUCUACUGUGCCUACGGAGAAGGAGGAUUACAUUUUAACGAUUCGAGAUGUGUUGAAUGUUCAACUUCGCGCCAAACUUGUUGUGCUCAGUUGCUGCCACAGUGGUCGGGGCGAGAUCAAGGCUGAAGGUGUGGUUGGCAUUGCGCGCGCUUUUAUGGGGGCUGGUGCUCGGUCUGUUGUGGUGUCCCUGUGGGCGAUUGAUGACGAGGCUACUCUCGAGUUCAUGAAAUGCUUUUAUCAACACCUUGCAGAAGGUAAACCUGCAAGCGAGUCACUGAACCUGGCCAUGAAAAGCCUCAGAGAAUCAGACAAGUUCCGCGACAUCAAAUACUGGGCGCCCUUUUUGCUGAUUGGAGAUGACGUCACUCUUGACUUCAUGACUCGAAAGCGAAAACUCAAUCAUUCAUCGACAGGUAUUCCAAUGAAAACCCACAAAUGUUCCAGUAAUCAAGCCGAGUAAACAUCCGAUUAGGCAAUAAGGCAGGUUUUCUACGAACAGAAAUUACACCUAUAGCCAGUAAAAUUACAAUACACACGAAAUACGAUAGAACUUACUGACUGUUUCGAGUUAAGAGUGACUAUAACUCAAGAAUUUUGGUAAGCAAAACAUGCCAGCACAAACACGGCGACUAGGUCUUUUUCGACAAAGCACAUGGCCGACGUCCCGGAUGUUGACGUCAAAAUGCAAUUUUUGGCUAUUGUUCAUUACUUUUUACUAUUUUGCUCAAUGGAACUUGAGAUAUGUAACUUUACUUUGGUGAAGAAAUAAAAACAGACUAUUUCAUUAUAUUUUGAUCGGUGGAGUUUUCUUUUUUUCUUAACUGUACAAAUUUAAAUGCUUGCGAAGAGAACGAAAUGUAACAAGGCAGUUGAAGGCGAUUGCGAGGUUUUCGUUUUCGCCAAAAUGACACUCAGCUCCAUUCCUGUAUUACAAUCAGCUGUAUGGAAAACAAUUAAAAGGUUUUUUUUGUAUAUAACCAGGAGCUUGUCCACAGGGUUUUCAUUGCGUUUAUAUUCUAAGCUUUUGAUAAGCAAAGAAACCGUUCGUCAUUGGCAAAAGUUGACGAAAUUUUAAUUUCAAAAAUUUGAAU
Pocillopora verrucosa is the source of this 3881-nucleotide messenger RNA. The record is from RefSeq and is a predicted model, not a curated record. Lineage: Eukaryota; Metazoa; Cnidaria; Anthozoa; Scleractinia; Pocilloporidae.